Messenger RNA from Anopheles funestus (African malaria mosquito), 4849 nucleotides. Its product is annotated as N-acetylgalactosaminyltransferase 6-like. Gene Ontology annotation, cellular component: Golgi apparatus. Bases 803 to 2815 code for a protein of 670 amino acids. The record is from RefSeq and is a predicted model, not a curated record. The transcript has 12 exons. NCBI's taxonomy places the organism in Eukaryota, Metazoa, Arthropoda, Insecta, Diptera, Culicidae.
AUCGAGCUGUCAAAUUACUUAUUGUUUUGUAAUAUUUUCAUCAGUGAAAACGUGAAACCUGUUAUGCGAAAGUGUGUUUCAGUUCCGCAAUAAAUGUACAUAAACUGUUAAUAUAUUCGUGCGUGAACGCGUCCUGUGUACAUCUUUGCAGUUUGUGAAAGUCUAUUACGUAUUAUCUAGUUCACUGCUGACUAGUGUUCCGGUUCGUCUGUGUUCGGUCGUCUUAGCGUCGCGGCGUCCCUAACAGGUGGUGGCCAUUUUGUGAUCAAGGAAUAAUUAUGUUUCGUGCUGGUGUUUUAUUUCUUACUUCCGUGUUACUAUCCGUGUUUAUUGAUGCUUUUUGCUGAAAAUGGUACUAAAGUAGUUCAAAAGUGAAGUGGUGCAAAAGUGAAGUGGUACAAAAGUGAAGAAGUACAAAGACGCUGCAGGAGUAUAGAGCUCUACCUACCGGGUCGAUACACUCCAUAAGCGACCCAAAACCGAAUAUUAUGAAUAUUACUCGAGCUUAAACUCAUUGAACCAACGGGUUAGUGCCGAAUGCGUACUGGAAUCCGGGUCUACGCGUGAUAAAAAAAAACUAUGAACCAACACAAGUACGGACCAGUCCGUCGUAGCCACCAACAUUACCAAACGAAUUAUAUGGAUCGUAACCAAGUCACGAGGAUUCACCUUUUGUGUUUUGUGCUAGUGUUGAAGCUAGUCAGUGCCUUUUAUUCUGAAGUGUUUGUGUAGGCAAUUGGGACUAGAUUGUGGUUACUUUUCAACAUGUGAUGAGUAUCUGGGAAGAGACCUUCGUGUGGGAAUGAUCUACCAAUGCCUGGGAAGAGACCUUCGUGUGGGAAUGAUCUACCAAUGCCUGGGAAGAGACCUUCGUGUGGGAAUGAUCUACCAAUGCCUGGGAAGAGACCUUCGUGUGGGAAUGAUCUACCAAUGCCUGGGAAGAGACCUUCGUGUGGGAAUGAUCUACCAAUGCCUGGGAAGAGACCUUCGUGUGGGAAUGAUCUACCAAUGCCUGCCUCUGUUUGGUGAGUUGAUUGUGAAGCUACUGUUUCUCGUUUGCUGCGGUAUAAUCACGGUACUGCUGAUCAUUCACAAGUACGACAAUUUGGAUAACUUCAAGCGAACGCUCUAUCACCGAUACGCCGAUGAUGGCGACGAGUUCUUUGCGAUGCCGCGCAAUGUUGACGGUGAAAAGAUGGAUUGGCACAAUUACGAACAAAUGGAGGAAGAGGUGAAACGGAACGGUCCCGGUGAACAUGGUCGACCGUACAAGCUUACCAGCAAGAAAGAUAUCGCACUCAACGAUAAGCUGUUCAAGGAGAAUGGUUAUUCGGCGGUGGUUAGUGAUAUGAUCGCGUUAAAUCGCUCAGUACCGGACAUACGACAUCCAAAUUGCCGCACCAAGGUAUAUCUUAAGGAACUCCCAACGGUAAGCGUGAUCGUGAUCUUCUACAACGAACACUGGAGUGCGCUGCUCCGCACAGUGUACAGUGUCCUGAACCGAUCUCCUCCUUCACUGCUGAAGGAAAUCAUACUGGUGAACGAUCACAGUACGAAACCAUUUCUUUGGGCACCUCUGCGAGAGUUUGUGGAAACGGAACUGACGCCCAAGGUGCGUCUAGUGGAUCUUCCUGAGCGAUCUGGUUUGAUCGUUGCACGAAUGGCGGGUGCCCGAGAGGCUCGGGGUGACGUACUGAUCGUGCUGGAUUCACACACGGAAGUUAAUACCAACUGGCUACCUCCCCUAUUGGAACCUAUCGCUGAAGACUACCGCACGUGCGUUUGUCCGUUCAUCGAUGUGAUCGCACACGACACGUUUCAGUAUCGGUCGCAAGAUGAAGGCAAACGUGGUGCCUUCGAUUGGAAGUUCUACUACAAACGUUUGCCACUUCUGCCGGGUGAUCUUGAUGAUCCGACGAAACCCUUCAACAGCCCAGUAAUGGCGGGUGGAUUGUUCGCUAUUAGUGCCAAAUUUUUCUGGGAACUCGGCGGAUACGAUGAGGGGCUGGACAUUUGGGGCGGUGAACAGUACGAGUUGAGCUUCAAAAUCUGGCAAUGCGGAGGUCGUCUUGUCGAUGCGCCCUGUUCCCGUGUCGGACAUGUCUAUCGAGGAUACGCACCGUUCGGCAAUCCGCGUGGCGUUAACUUUGUGGUGCGAAACUUCAAGCGCGUCGCCGAAGUGUGGAUGGAUGAGUACAGUCAGUUCCUGUACGAACGUAAUCCACAGUUCGCCAAAACGGAUCCGGGCGAUUUAAGCAACCAGCGAGAUCUACGGGAAAGACUGCAGUGUAAACCGUUCAAAUGGUUCCUGGAAGUGGUGGCACCGGAUUUACUGGUACGCUACCCGCCCCGCGAUCCGCAACCAUUCGCAUCCGGUCGGGUGCAGAGUGUGGCCAAUCCGAAACUAUGUCUCGACUCGUUGAACCAUCAGGCGAAGCAACCGAUCGGGCUGUAUACGUGCGCUUCGAACAAAACUCACCCGCAGAACAACCAGUUCUUCACGCUGUCUUACCAUCGGGACAUUCGUGUGCGAAGCAACGAUAAGUGUCUGGAUGCGGCCAAACUGAACGAUGAGAUUGUACUGUUUAGCUGCCACGAGUCUCAGGGCAAUCAGAUGUGGCGAUAUGAUUAUGUUUCGAAAAUGAUCAUCCACGGUAAAGACCACCUAGGGCAGUGCCUUGAAGCGGAUCUCUCCACUAACAAGUUGUUCAUCAGAAGCUGUGAUAGGGAUAAACCGUCCCAGAAGUGGAAUUGGGGUUACAUCAACUUUGUGCACCUGCAGAAUUGGGAUGUUUAUGGAGCAAAGUUUCUGUAACGAAACUAAUCCAUUUGCCACUGUUUGUGUUUCAGUGCCUUUUAAUGAAAGCAUGUGUAGUGCCAAAAUCAGAUGUCAAAAUCGUGUUGCCUUUUAGAUUAUGAAAUUCAUGUUGUAUACGUUUCAGUGUUUGAAUCAUCACAUUAGACUGUAUUUAGAUGUAUUCUGUACGUUCAAUAGAUGUAAUACAAUCUUACUUUAUAAUUCUGGUGAAUGUAAAUAUUUCCUUUAGUAAGAAAAACAACUUUCUCUAAUUAAAUUAAUUGUUAGACAAGCAAUUGUAAUUAAAAUAUUUAAAAAUUAAGGUAACAAUAAAGUACGCACUUUACCGUACAAACGAAUUUAAAAUAUUUGACCACUGUUGAAUUUAAAUCGACCCACAGUGGGAAGCUAAAGCGACAUCUAGUGGCAAUCUAAAGAAACCAAAAUUCAAACCGUGUGCUUUGUCGUUAUUUAUUUAAGCAGCAUCUUCGUUUUUUUUUUGAACGAUUAAUUUAAUAAUUUUUUAAAUUUUUGUUUUUUGUGCAAUUUUAUUUUUAUUGCUUUAACAAAAAUUUAUAAUAAAAAUAAUUAAAUUUAUCUGAUUGGGGUUAUUUUUCCAUUUUUCAUUUUUAAUACAAUAGCGUGGACACAUCUGUAACACACGCUCAGUCCCGUUUCAAAUCCAAUUAGGGAUUAAAGGUACUGGUUUCGUGAAAAUUAAGUAUAAAUUGUGGACGAGUUGCCAACAAACCAUUCCCUUAGCCAAUUCAACAAGAGUUAAAAAUUGGAUAAAAAAAAUCUUCAUACAACAACACAGUCUGGAAACAAUUUAUCCAAAGGUUUUGUAUGUUUUCACACCAUAAACACCUCGGUUCGGGUAAAGAGCAAAUAAUAAAAACUCAAAUUAUGUACGUUUAUCUAACAUUUAUCAAGUGCUAAUUGUUUUUUAAGCUACUCACUCGUCGUACAUGCCUCCCCUAUGAUUGUUUCUGUGGUUUCCCCCCUUUUUUAUGUGUUGGAACAAUAACAAAAAAAGGGAAAACCUAUGCUUUUCUCGAGUACGCAGACAUUUCACCUUGUAAUUGACAAUCGCCUUUCUAAAUUAUAUCGCAGCAGCAUCUCGUAAAGAAGGAACGUUUGGAUCUACAACUUCUUUGCUUCAACAUCAAUACAACUCCCCUUGUGCAAUUGCACCCCUAAAAUGCAUCCCAUGCACAGGUUAGCUGUAUGCGUUGGAAAUAUGUGUUUUUUAUCUUUCGUUUUCUUUGCUUUUCAUCCAUUCUUUCAUUUUCCAUCAACGGGCUUAAGGGGGUUUUCGUUUUGCUUGAUGAAAAUUCAUCAUCCGUAGCUCAUUACAAAAAAUGUGAUUUUUUUCCUUGUUCAGCUGCAUGUCUUACACGUCGUACGGGUGGGAAAAUCGUGGAAUGAAGGAAACGCUUAGAGAUAGAGAGAGAGGGAGAGAGAGAGAGAGAGAGAGAGAGAGAGAGAGAAAGAGGAAUGCCACAAUUAAAAUCCAUCCUUCCAUUCUUCUGCAGUUGCCGUAGCAAUGCAAGCCUUAUACGUUUUUUUAAGUAAAGAACAACGAAGACGAACAACGAAAAAAAAUAAGAAGCACAGCAUUCAAGAAAGACCACGUUUUACUCCAUCCAAAUGUGAAUUUCAUAAGCCAAAGAGUUUGGUAAUGCAAUUUCUUAUCAUGCAUGGUAAUGAUCCAAAUAAAUGUCCAAAGAUUAAUAUCCAGAGCAAGUUGUCAUUCUGAUGAAUUUUCGGUAGAAUCGUUUGAGAAAAGCGUACAAACACAAAUGUGUUUGUCUAAUAUUAAAACUAAGCAACAAAUUAUAUCGUUGAAAUGUGUUUUACUCACAUUGAAUUCUUAUCGUGCCAUUCAAUCGUUUAAAAGUUUCUCUUUUGUCUUAUAUUAUUCUUGAUUGUAUAGCGUUGUACACUACAGCGUGGGAGGUAGAUCAAGAGCCUAGGGAAUGCAAAUUAGCUUCCUGCACAAACGCAGCAACCAGACAGCUUUCAAUGUCAAUCAUACCCUUCAAAGAGGCA